This is a messenger RNA of Adineta ricciae, 2085 nucleotides long. The record is from the annotation of a GenBank genome assembly. Lineage: Eukaryota; Metazoa; Rotifera; Eurotatoria; Adinetida; Adinetidae.
AUGACUGACGCGACAAAUGUAUCAGGAACAUUAACUCGGACGAGCAAACAAUCGGAUCGAGCAACUCCGCAUUAUUUCAGUUCGUUUCAAAACUAUUGUUCUGGUCCGAAAUCGAAAACAACAGCAUCCACAUCUUCAUCAGCAAAAGAUUUCGUUCCUAUUCCAGAAAAAUUCAUAGUGAAAAGUAAUGAAAUACUUUCAACUCUUAAUCAACAUGUCAUCGAACGACUUGCGGACCUUACACAAUAUACCAGUGUAUUACCUUAUGAAGUUUUUGAACAAGAUCAAAUACAAGAUGGUCAACGAUAUCUAGUUGAUCGUAUUAUGUUUAAAAUGAUGACUGAUGCGCGGAUUAUCAAUUGGAUGCCAUCAUUGAAGAAUCUCUAUCCGGUACGAACAUCAGGCAAUGGAAAUUGUCUUCUUCAUGCUGUACUUAUUGCCAUGGCUGGUGUACAUGAUUUUAAUCUGAAUCUACGUGAUCGUUUGCUUCAAUUUAUGGAUAAGAACAAAGAAAUAUUGAAAUCAAACUGGAAGAACGAACGAUUAAAAACUGAUAAGUUGUACGGCAUUCAAUCCGAAGAUCCUGAGCUUGAUAAUGAAUGGGAAGAAUUGUGCGAUCUCGUUCGUUAUGAAAAUUCCGACGAUGGACAAGCAACAUCUAAUCUACAAUUUCUCGAAGGUGUGCAUAUAUUUUCUAUAUCCAAUAUGCUUGCUCGUCCCAUUAUCAUCCUAUCGGAAGAAGUCGUACGAAACAAACACGGUGAAGCUAUCUCAUACAAUGAUCUGUUCGGUAUCUAUUUACCUGCUCUCUCCAGACCACAAGAUUGUAUAUCCGAACCAAUCGUAUUAGCAUACGACCAAUCGCAUUUUUGUCCAUUGCAAGUCAGUAAUAAACAAAAUGGUUCAUCAUCGGACAAUUAUUUGCCACUUUACCAAUCGAUGGAUCAUAUACACAAACAAACUUUACUACCAAUAAGGUUUCUGGGCAAUGACAGUAGUCCGGAAACCGUCGAUAAAUUGUUGCAAACGUACUUACGUAUAAAAGUAUUAUCCCAUUACCCGGAUGUCAAAUCAGCUUCGAUACCUAUUCGAUGUGCCGAGCUAGGUCGCAAAAAUUUGCCCGAAAAACAUGAUUAUAUUUUCAUGUAUUAUCAGUAUCUUGUGGAUUUUUUUGAUACGCAAAAGAAAAAAGUACAACAACAAAAACUAGAAGAAGAAGAAAACCGACGACGUCAGCAAGAUUAUUAUUAUUCGAAUAAUUUAUCAGACAAUGCAUAUCCACGGUUGUCCAAGAAAACCGAUAUUUUAUCUUCUUCACCAUCACCGCCACCUUCGUAUGGGUCAAUCGUUUCCACACGUACAAGUGAAACGAAACCUUAUUCGACUUAUGAACGACGAUCGUCUUAUGAUAAAGCUGUAGCUAACGAAAAUGUCUUCGAACCGCCUAGUUCUACAGCACAAAAUUAUUCGCAAUCGUUCCUCGAUCGUCGACCAUUAGUCAAUACGAAUAACAAACAUCUUGCCAUGAAUCGAAGUGAUUGGGAUUCUCCCCAUGAUGAACAUGAAUCUGGUGCGAAAUCGACAAGUAGUUCGAAUAGUAAUUCGCGAGGAAAUGAUUCCAGAUUUCGACAAGUUGCUCUGGCGUGUUUACGACCCAGGGAACCACCACGACAAACGCCUGCUUAUUCUUCUGUUCAAAUUCCUAUUCACUUCGAGAAAACCAAUUCGCCAUCCAAUCUGAUCGACUUCGAACAAAAGACGGAUAGAAUUCGUCCGUGCAUUGUAUGCAAACUAAAUUUCGAUGAUAUAUCAUCAACAAGAAUAUGUCGCGAUUGUGAUUAUAACUCGAAACAUCCCAUUCGUCCUACUGUUGGUUAUCAACCAACCACCCGAGUACCACCUAUAUAUACAUAUCCACGACUAACAGCAGCUUCUGAUUUCAUUACACCAUAUGCACAUACAACAACUACACGAUUGAGACCUUUGAAUAGGCUUCUCUGUCGACAUUGUAACAAUGUCAAUAUGAUUAAUGAUAGGUACCGUGGAAAUGAAUACCUUUGCUCUGUUUGUCACCGUGAUCUAUAA